Molecule: messenger RNA, 1926 nt
Organism: Plasmodium vivax (malaria parasite P. vivax)
Lineage: Eukaryota; Apicomplexa; Aconoidasida; Haemosporida; Plasmodiidae
Product: reticulocyte-binding protein 2 (RBP2), like
Exons: 1
Coding region: 1-1926 (641 amino acids)
Source: RefSeq, a predicted model, not a curated record
AUGCUAAAAUCUGUUGUAACAUGUAUUCAUUUGAAUUUUAAUAUCUUAUAUUUUUCAGCAUCAUGUAAGGAUGUCAAUCGAAACAAACCCGGAAGACUAAAAUAUCAUCGGAAGCUAUUACCAGCAUAUGUUAACUUAAUGAGCCCUGAUAAAGACGGAUAUAAGGGUGCCGAAAAGGAUGAUAAGGCAAAUAAUCAUAACGACAACAAUAAUGGCAACAAUAAUGACAACAAUAAUAAUAGUGACAAUAAUGAUGAAAACAGUAAUAAUAGUGAAAAUCUCAGAACGUCAAAUUUACAAAAUAGUUCAUCAGUGGGGCAUUUAAACAACCACGAAGAUACAACGAAACCAUCCCAUUACUCUUACUUGAAAAAAAGCAACAUAUAUGCACCGGAUGCAAAGAAUAAUAAAAUGGAAGAUGAUAAUAAAAAAUUGCAUACUGUUUCAAAUUCCUUCAUUCAAAGUACUGUUGGAAACAACAUAAAUAAUAUAAUUAACCGUUUGCGUCAUGUCAGUGUCAUCGAUUACGAUAAUAAUAUAGUUUGUGUAAUCAGUCCAUAUCAUCCUAAAGAAUAUUACUUAACUGAAAUGAAAAAUAUUGCAUUACAGUACGGAGAAUUGGGGAAUUUCAUUAUAAGUGAUUAUAAUCCACAAAUACAACACAUUUCCCAAAUUGUACGGAAAAAUGUAGAUAUAUGUUCUAAUCAUUUAAAAGAAUUAUAUACUACAGUAUAUCGAUUAGAAAAUCCAGAAAGGCAUAAAUUCCAAAGAGCUCAUUAUUCCAAUGAAAGAAAUGAAUACCGAAAACGACUUGCGUCAUUUCAUGUCUGUUUAAGAUUAAUUCAUAGAAAAAAUUAUAGGGCAAUAACAUAUGCUGAGUUAAUAAUUCUCAAUACUCUAGAUUCCAUCAGCUGUAAUUGGGAUAACAAUUGUUCAACAAAUAUAUAUGCUAAUAUCCUUAAAACUUAUAUGUCAGAAAUUAGUAAUUUUGAAAAAAAAAAAAAAAAUGAUGCUAUAAAUAAAAUUAAUAAUAUAUAUAAAUCUGCUGUUGAUGCAAUAACGAAAAUAAAAUCAGAAUUAACACCAAGCGUUACUUCCGAUACAGCAGAUUUUGUAUUAGAUGAAAUUAAAUAUAUUAUAGAUAAAAUUAAUAUUCACUUAGAAAAAAUUAAAUACGGAUCCGAAUAUGUAAAAUAUAUUAAUUCAGAGAAAAUACCUCAACAAUAUAAAAAAGACGAUCUUAAGAGUCAUUAUGUUGUGUUAGUUACGCACUACUCUGCUUUUCUUUUCAGUACUAAACAUAUAAAUGUGUUGGAAGAUGUAUUCAAAAAUAAAGAACGAAUACUUUAUGAUGUUUUUGGAAAAAUAGAGAGCGCCUUGAGAAAUAAAUUAACUACUCUCAUUGAUUCUUCAUUCUCGGUAUCAACCUGUAAUUCCACCAUUUCUAUUUGUGAAGAAAUAAAAUCCGCAGAACCGUUGCUUGCUUCGAGUGCUAAACCGAUAGAACGACAUAGAAUUUACUCAAAUGCGGAAAUUAAAGAGGCUAAAAAGAAAUAUGAUGAAAAAAUAGUUAAAUUAGAACAAGCUAUAAGGAAGGCAGAAGGGUUUAUUAACCCUUUAAAGGAUAUAAUUCAAUUCAACAUAACACAAAAGGAGGCGAUGGAAAAUAGAAUAAAUCAAAUUCAAAAAGGUUUAAAUGCACUAGAGACAGACAGAAAGAUUUUAGAAAUAAUAGAUGCCAUAAACAAUCAAAAAUCACAGAUAUCUAAAAAUUCUAAGAAAAUAAAGGAUUCUUCUCGUACAGCUAAUGCUUUAAAAACUCAAGUUCAAACAUUAAAGAAAGAAAUUGAUGACGAUGUGAAACUACUAGUGCAACUAAUAGAAAAAGAAAAAAUAGCAGCAUUCUUGCGAGAAGAAAUAAAAUGA